Messenger RNA from Talaromyces atroroseus, 5022 nucleotides. RefSeq lists its product as hypothetical. The transcript has 7 exons. Bases 1 to 5022 code for a protein of 1673 amino acids. Gene Ontology annotation, biological process: DNA-templated transcription; regulation of DNA-templated transcription. The record is from RefSeq and is a predicted model, not a curated record. NCBI's taxonomy places the organism in Eukaryota, Fungi, Ascomycota, Eurotiomycetes, Eurotiales, Trichocomaceae. Gene Ontology annotation, molecular function: ubiquitin-protein transferase activity; zinc ion binding; DNA-binding transcription factor activity, RNA polymerase II-specific.
AUGCCCAGCUCCAGCAUUCCCGAAUCCAGACGCGCGGCCUUCGUCUGCAAUGCGUGCAACGUGCGGAAGAAGGCUUGUGACAAAGCAUUACCAUCCUGUGGCUUCUGUGCCAAACGCAAUUUGUCAUGUCGCUACGAUCUAAAGGCACGUUCGAGAAAAGCCCAUCGCGCAUACAAUCCUGGUAGGCAUUUCGUAGCUAUUGAUGUCUUAAGCUCCUUGGACCAGUCGCUCCAACACAAGAUUCCGUCCACUGUCCAUCACAAAUCACUCAGCCAACAAGUGCUUGAUAUCAUUGGUAUUGCAAAUCUCGUCCCAGAGGAUGUCGGCGAGCGCUAUUUCCGGACCUUCCAUGAACGAUGUCCUAUUAUUGCACCCAAGCUCUUCAACCAGAGGAUGUCAAGGUAUAAACUCAGAGGUGACAGUCUACCCGCCGACUUCGCUAUCCUACUAUUAACUAUGCACCUUGCAACUGUGCUAUCAAAUCCAUACCAUCCCUCGCAUCUGUCUGGCUUGAGCCGAAAGCAACUCUAUGCCAAAACCAAGUCGCUCUUUUCCCAAGCUCAGACUACAAUUUGCACGUCUCUGUCCCUAAUACAGGCUCUACUGCUCAUUGCUACCUGUGAAUAUAUCUGUCUGCGCCCAGAAGCUGCAUAUAUUUCAACGAGUACAUGUUCCGGACUAGCCCAAGUUCUGGGCAUCGGAAAGUGGAUCUUGAGCACGCCUGAAGGCGCUCGCGAAGAUGGCGGUACUGAUCUAGUACAGAUAGAGAAAGAAAAUGUGGUGUGGGCAAUCGCGAUGACAGAGAGUAUGUUCGGGCGCCAGGCACAGGCAGUCGCUCUACUAGACCGAGUGUUAUGUAUAUUGCGCGCUGCGUUCAAGCGUAGCCAAAACAUGGUCUCCAAACUUAUUGAAGCAGACAGCCAGGCUGUACUUGAUGCCCUUUCUAGCCCUCAGAACGAAGAUGAACGCCACGCGAGAUCCUUGUCCCAAGUUGCCCUUAACUCGGCCUGCAAGAUGGUAAUUGACGCUAUACGCAACUCUGAUAAAAGCCCUGGCGACAACAUCCCGGUUUGCUGCUAUUACAACCUCCAAACAGCUAUCCAAUACAUGUCGGAGCAGAAGCGCUACACACAUCUACCGCCGCGCUCUCCAGACGUAAUUGUCAAGCACACCAUCACUGUGGAAGAUCCUGCCCAGAUUCUCAUCCAUCACAAAGAUGAUCGUCGCAGGAACUUCAAUAGCUUAGUCCGCAGAUACAAACACCAGAUCCUCCACGGUUGCGAGAAUCCUAACUGCCGAACCCCGACUUGUCUGAACUAUCAGAAAAGAGUCGCGGAAGGACCCUUCCGGUCGUACACGGACCUCAGCGCACGUACACUGGCAUGCUAUUUAGCCAGCCAGGAUAACCCAGAAAAGGCGCUCUGCCGCAGCCCAUCUCGGCCGGCUGCUGAUUUCUCGCCGACUCGCCACCCUCCGCACAUUGAUUAUCGUGCAUAUGGUCCAGAGAGAAGGCAACAACAGCAGCCAGCAUCCCCACACCAUGGAGGACGUACGGAAUCCCCCCGGCAUUCGCCCGCGCCCUGUACCUCCCCGGGCGAGAGGGCUGGACAAUCUUCUCGAGAAUCACUGCCGUCUGGACUCCCGAGGACAAAAGAUCCAAAGUCCUUCACUCAGAACCUCUUUGAUACAUUAUCCUUAAGAAUGGUUGAGUGGCUACCAUUACGCCAGUCCACUGCCGACAUCCCUGAUUGUGCCAGUCCCACGUCCGCUCGCCCGUAUAGAAGCCACUUACUUUCGGAGGGUAGCAAAGAACAUAACAAGUUUGGCUCAAACGAUGAGAAUAUAAACAAGACGGAGAAAGCGCAAAUUCAUUCUGUUAGCAAUAAUGCGGCAAAUGAAGCGCCAACGCCCUCGGGUCUUCCGAAACGCCUUCAAAACACCACAUCAGACUUGAAGUCCACGGUCCAGUCCGUGAAGCGCGUUGCAUUAGAAGAAACGGAAACAUGGAGGCAAACACCACGGUCUUGCACCGAAAACAAGUCGAAAAGUGGCCGUCUUACAUCCUCGAAGUCUACGCCUUCCAAACCCCUUCCUCAGACUAAUAUUCCUACACCACCUCCAGUGCUAAAACACCGAGCGGAGAAAGGUCACAAAAAGACGACUGAGCCCGCAUCAAAACCAAGGCAAAAUAGACGUGUUUCUUGGGACGGAUCAAAAGUCCUUAAAGAAGCGUCUGAAAUCUCGGAAUUUGCCGAUGAUGCUCGAGAACCAAGCAAACAAACCACAUAUUUUCCUGCUCUGGAAGAGUCAAACCAAAAGCCACCCAUUAUGCAUAAUGUUUCCAAUCCACCAUCAUCAGCUGAUACAGUCAGUCAUCUAAGUGCUGACAUAGUGGAUGGGCUGUCCCAGCUUUUAGCUGAGAAUGAAGAAGAUGCCCAGAGAUGGAAAGAGGAGGUUGAUAAUAUGAAUAUACAAGGAAGACACGAAAACUACAAGUGGCGCUAUGCGACACAUCGCCAGCGUGAAGUAUUCCCAUUUAUCGCACAAUCUGUAUAUUACGGAUUAGGCAACAGCCAACAUUUGCUCAAAUCGUUCCGACGCGAAUUGCCGCUGUCACCAAAUUCACACCAUCUCAGUGAGGACGAAACCACUGUUGAUUUACGAACAUUAGAAUACACUCUUCGGAAACUUCAGGAGAUUUGCCCUUGGGACUUGGUUUUAAACAGUCUAUGGAACUCCUUGGAGCAAUUAUUUGUACCCCCUAGAGAUCUGCCGACCGUGUUCAAAUAUAGUCGACGCAUGUCGCAGUACGCGAUAGAAUGUUCUUCACCCAAUGCAAUACAGUCGUCAACGUCAGACGAGCCCCUUUCCGAUGCUGAUGCAGCCCAUAUGCUUACCGUCGUCUUUUUUACGUUGAUAACGUUCCUACCCAAAGUUGAUUCGCAAACCUGGCGAGGCAUCCAGCAAAUACGUGAGGCGGGAACGGUAUUGCCCGACUCGCAAAUACAGAAAUUGCCUGCUCAAAACACAGGAUUGCUCGUGAAUGUCACCGAUAAGCUUGAACAUGAUCUAGCUUUGCGACUCGUUCACCGCCUGGUGCGCGCUCUUACUGCUCGCCUAGCGUUUUACGAGAUAUCAAAAGCCAAAACACUUUCAAGCGUAGAGACCAAACAACGACGCGAUCAAAGCGUCUUAGAGCUUCUCUUUGAAAAUUUGCGCCAGCAUACUGAAAUCUUGAAGAAAGAUAUUGGACAAGAGACCGGGCCCGUGGCCAUGGAUACACCAGUCGCCGCAGCCGUGAUCAUCGAAUGGCUUCGUACUCUGUUCCUCAAGGAAUGGGAUGGCAAGCCGGAAAUUGCAAGGUCUGAGGCAACAGGGGGCGCGGUUCAAAUCCUCUCGUCAAUGUAUAAGAAUCGAAAACGGCUAGGUCUUGAAGCUGAUGCUUUCUAUACGAAUUUCCUGUCAGAGAGACUUGACGCGAUGGACAUGCCUGUUGAGUGGCUUACUAGAGUUUCAAACAACAAAACAUUGCAUCUCUUGUCCUUCGCAUUUCUUUUCCCUCCUGCUGCGCUUGUGAAAUACUUUCGUGCUAUCAAUUACGCAGCCAUGUCAAAGGCAUAUGAGGCGGGUAUGAUUGUGCAAAGGCAGGCAAGCCGGACGGCUUUCAACCGAACCAUCCAGAUUGCAGACGAAAUCAAUCUGCUAGCCCGACUGCAUACAUCUAUGAACCAGUACUUUGUCAUUUCUGUGCGACGCGAUUUCGUGCUCCUAGAUGCUUUCAAUCAAAUAUGGCGUCGAGAAAGACGAGAGCUUCUACGGCCCCUCAAAGUCAAGAUGGGAAUGGAUCUAGGCGAAGAAGGAGUUGACAUCGGUGGUGUCCAGCAAGAAUUUAUGACCUUGGCUUUUGCGCAGGCGCUUGACCCCGAGCAUGGAAUGUUCACCGUGGACCCGGUCACUCGUAUGACAUGGUUUCAGCCAUGCUCGCUUGAAAGCCUAGAGCAUUUCGAACUCGUGGGAAUAUUGAUGUCGUUGGCGGUAUACAACGGCCUUACGCUUCCAGUCACGUUCCCAAUUGCCUUUUAUCUGAAACUCCUUAAUCUUAAAAUCAAGCACACGAAUGAUAUCCGCGAUGGUUGGCCGGACCUUGCUAAAGGAUUGGAGAGUUUAUUAACUUGGAGUGAAGGGGAUGUUGAAGAUGUUUUUAUGAGAAGUUACGAGUUCAGCUUCGAGGCCCUCGGUUGUGUGCAGACGGUUGAUAUGGAACGCGUCGGUAGAGACGCAGACUGGCCGGUGGUGGAGCGAAUUCAAAGUCGGCAGCGAAGACGCAGCAGUUUCUCUGAAUACUCAACUAGCGCUCAAGAAAUUGUCCCUAAUGGUGAACUGAAGCUUUCAGAACAACCAGAAGUCCACGGUAAUAUCAGAUCCUUUCAAACCGGCGUUCUCAAAGGUACCGACUACAAUACUUCUCUGAACGCGUCCGCACUGAAAGAUGCAGAAGGAUCCAGUCUCGUUACCAAUGAAAACCGCGAGCGAUACGUCAAAGACUACCUUUUUUGGCUAACUGAUAAAUCAAUUCGUCCGCAAUACGAAGCAUUUGCCCGGGGUUUCUUUACUUGCAUUGACCGUUCAUCCCUUUCAAUGUUCACGCCAGAGACACUCCAAACCAUGAUCGAAGGCACACAGGAGAUUGACAUGUAUGAACUCCAGCGCCAUGCGACCUAUGACGGAGGCUGGGACGCGGGCCACCCUCUCAUUGUGCAAUUUUGGAAGAUUGUUAAGAACUAUUCGCGAGAGCAAAAGGCCCGGCUGCUCGAGUUUGUCACUGCCAGUGAUCGCAUUCCUGUGAGCGGAAUCUCCAGUAUCAACUUCGUCAUUCAGAGAAAUGGGACUGGGGACGAUCGUCUCCCAACAAGUUACACGUGCUACGGCCGGCUCCUCUUACCAGAGUAUACUGGUCAAACAGCUCUACGAAAGAAUCUCGACAUGGCAUUGAAGAACUCGCGCGGAUUUGGAAAUUUCUAG